CCUUUCUAAAAAAAUCUUUGGUCCUUUAAAAAGAUGAGUCAAGUCUCCAAAGACCUCAUUCUCCCCAAUUUCUAUCUCUCUCCAACUCGUAAAUUCUCUUACCAUAUAAAUACAAAGCCUACACAUUUACGCUCUUUAUACAUUUCUCUCCAGAGAGCAGAAACAGAGUCACCGGAAAACAAAAUCUCCGGCGACAUAAAACACACAAAAAGUUCAAUAUCUAAAUACUCUGGUGACUCUCUGCUCAAAUGGGUCAAUCUCAAGUUUCUCUCUUUCUUCUUCUAGUUCUCGCUUUAAUCUAUGGCGUUUCAUCUACCACUUUCACCAUCCUUAACCAGUGUAGCUACACCGUCUGGCCUGGUCUUCUCUCCGGCGCUGGAACCCCUCCUUUACCCACCACAGGAUUCUCCUUAAACCCGACUGAAACACGUGUCAUCCCAAUCCCCGCUGCUUGGUCCGGCCGUAUCUGGGGCCGUACUCUCUGCACACAAGACGCAACCACCGGGAAAUUCACUUGCGUCACCGGGGACUGUGGUUCUUCCGCCGUAGAAUGCUCCGGAUCUGGCGCUGCGCCUCCUGCAACACUCGCCGAGUUCACCCUAAACGGAGCCGGUGGUCUGGAUUUCUACGACGUGAGUCUCGUAGACGGUUACAACAUCCCCAUGACCAUUGUUCCUCAGGGGGGAGGAGAUGCCGGAGGAGUCGCUGGAAACUGCACGACCACCGGAUGCGUCGCAGAGCUCAACGGUCCGUGUCCUGCUCAGCUGAAAGUGGCUGCGACGGGAGCUGAAGGAGUAGCUUGCAAAAGCGCGUGCGAGGCGUUUAACACGCCGGAGUAUUGCUGCAGCGGGGCGUUUGGAACGCCGGACACGUGUAAGCCGAGUGAGUACUCGUUGUUUUUCAAAAACGCGUGUCCGAGAGCUUAUAGUUACGCAUACGACGACGGAACUAGCACUUUCACUUGUGCCGGAGCUGAUUACCUCAUCACUUUCUGUCCUUCUCCUAAUCCAAGUGUGAAGAGUGCAACAAAAGGACUCCAACCCGAAGCGGUAAGCUAUUCUGCUGCAUCUCAAAACGCGUCGCCAACUCUCUCUACCUUGUUUUCGAUUGGCGUUUUGACUUUGGCGUCUUGGGCGAUGCUACGCGUUUGGUGAUAACUCUCUUCCCUACCCCCGACGUUUUUUCCAAGUUUUUUAUUAAUAAGACAUCGUUCGUGAUUUUUUUUCUCAAUUAAGAGAAAUAAAUGACCAUCGAAGGAAAAAAUGGCAAGAAGAAAAGAUUUUAUUAGUUAGUCGAAGAGUGAUUUUAUUAGAGGUGAUGAUUUUUAGAAUCAUCUUAUUUUAGAUUGGUUAGCUAUUAUGUAGUGUUAGUCUUUAACAAAAAAAAAAAUUAUGUAGUGUUAGUGUCUAUGUAAUUUUUGUAGACAAGUGUUCUGUCUUUUUUAUGGUAUGUGUAUGUGAUAUAUAUAACAGUUUUGUUUGCGGAAUUAAUUGAUUGGUAAUGCA
Messenger RNA from Capsella rubella, 1505 nucleotides. Its product is annotated as thaumatin-like protein 1b. Gene Ontology annotation, cellular component: extracellular region. The transcript has 2 exons. The coding region runs from base 249 to 1154 and encodes 301 amino acids. Gene Ontology annotation, biological process: defense response. Lineage: Eukaryota; Viridiplantae; Streptophyta; Magnoliopsida; Brassicales; Brassicaceae. The record is from RefSeq and is a predicted model, not a curated record.